GAUCGCUGUGGGGCGGGGCCGCCGGCGCCGGCUCCAAGCGCUGGGGGAGGCAACCCUUUCGCCGGGUUCUCCCUGUCGGCGUCCGACAAAGGCAACCCCUUCGCCGGCGUGUCCCUGUUCUCGUCGCCGACGGGAGGAGGCCUCUCGCUGUUUGCGGCCACGGCGGCGGACGCCGCCGCCUCCGCCGGGGGCAGCGGCGACUUCGACGCGGCCGCGCCGAAGGUGGGCGCUGCAGCCGGCGGCCCCAGCGCUGCCGCCCCGGCGGCAGACGGCAAGGCCGGCCCCAGAUUGUCGCUCGCCGUGGGCAUGUCGCUCUUCGCGACUCCGCGCCCAGCUCCGGCGGCCUCUUCACCGCCGCGGCCGGCGCGCUGUGCGGCGGGGGCGCCGCAGGCGCGGGCAUGCGUCCGCCGCCAUUGCCGGGCCGGAAGCCUUCGCUGCGGCCGGUCGGAGUUCCCGUUCUCGUGCGGUCGGACAUGAACCUCGCACGGAUCGCCUGA
Molecule: messenger RNA, 497 nt
Organism: Prorocentrum cordatum
Lineage: Eukaryota; Dinophyceae; Prorocentrales; Prorocentraceae
Source: the annotation of a GenBank genome assembly